Molecule: messenger RNA, 618 nt
Organism: Penicillium lagena
Lineage: Eukaryota; Fungi; Ascomycota; Eurotiomycetes; Eurotiales; Aspergillaceae
Exons: 2
Coding region: 1-618 (205 amino acids)
Molecular function (GO): acyltransferase activity, transferring groups other than amino-acyl groups
Source: RefSeq, a predicted model, not a curated record
AUGUCAGCAGCUAAUUCCCUCCAGCUGGGUAUUGUUGCUCUUGAGGAUAUUCCUGCUAUAACUGAGUUAUGGUAUACUGCAUUCACUGAUCCUGGAAUGCGUCAUCUGUUUCCUGAUACCUCGAGUGUGCGACAAUGGUGGGAUGAUGCCAAUCGGCAUGACCUCCUUCACAAGCCAUUCCAGAAAUACCUUAAGGUUGUCGACCCAGAAUUAGUUGACAAAGAUGGUCGGUCUAAACUGGUCGCCUAUGCCAAAUGGGAUAUGGCCGUUGACUUCCAACAACGCGGUAGUCGGUUUCCUCCGUGGCAUGCUGAGAUGCCUGGACAAGACUGCGAUGCUUUCUUUACAGGAUUGGAUAGGGGGAGGGCAAGGAUUAUGGGGGAUAAGAAUCAUAUUUAUCUAGACAUGCUAGCCACUCAUCCUGACUACAGAAGACGCGGGGCUGCCUCAUUGCUUGUCGGUUGGGGAUGCAAGAUUGCAGAUCAAAGGGGUCUAGAAGCGUAUGUGGAUGCCAGUAAGGAUGGUGCUCCUCUGUAUGAGAAAUUCGGCUUUGUGGAUCGCAGUGAUCCUACCGCGACGAUUGAGGGAGUCACUUCAAUGGUUCGGUCUUUGGAAUGA